CCGGCACGUGUUAAGAGAAGAAAACAGUGGAGAAAAUAUGAGCACAUCCUAAAGUUUAUCGCUGCGAUGGCAAAUCUAAAAUCAAACUUUGAUGUACUUCGCAAAUAUGAAGCAUUUUACACCGGAGGGAAAAUACAGAUAUCCAGUGACGGAGAGUUUAUGUUCUGCGGGUGUGGAAAUAAAGUACAAGUGAUAGAAAUUUCUUCAGGACAGACAAAAUUUUCAAUUGGAGAGAAAGAGGAGGAAGAUAUUGUUGGAUUCUGUGUGACACCAGAUGACAAGAAUUUGGUGCUUGCUACCCAGAAUCUUCUAUUUAGACAAUGGAAUUGGAAGGAAGGCAUUCUUGUGAGGACAUGGAAGGCUAUCCACACAUCUCCUGUGUCAGUAAUGGCAUUUGACAAAUCCUCCACUUUGCUGGCAUCAGGAAGUGCUGAUUCUACUAUCAAAAUGUGGGAUAUAGAAAAACAGUACUGUACACACAACCUCAAGGGUCAUCAUGGGGUUGUCAGUGUUGUGGAGUUUCAUCCUGAUGCUGACAAACUGCAGCUUUUCUCGGCAGCAGAUGACUACACUGUGCGGGUUUGGGACCUGAGGAGCAGUCAGUGUAUUGCUGCUGUGGAAGCCCAUGUCAGUGUAGUUACAUGUCUGUGUUUUUCUCAGGAUGGAUCGACCUUGUACAGUGCUGGAAGAGACAGUACUGUGGCAGUAUGGGAUGUUGAUAAGUUGAAGGUUAUCAAGACAUUCCCUGUAUUAGAGAGUCUGGAGUCAAUUGUACUACUGCCUGCUGGCAAGAGUUACCCAGAACUUAACAUUGAGGAUGAUACCCCUCACAUCAUCACUGCUGGCAGUAAAGGUGUUCUCAAGGUAUGGAGUGUGGAGAAGACCAAGUUGAAGAUUAUAAAGAACUUAAACACAUCACAGGAACAGACAAUUAUUCAGGCAUCAUACUGCCAGGCGAGGAAGCAGGUGGCUGUAGUGACCUUUGACCACAAUAUCUCUCUACUGGAAAUUGACACACUACAGCUGCACAAACAGUUCUGUGGCUACACAGAUGAAGUACUAGACCUGCAGUUGAUGGGGGAGGGUGACAGCCACCUAGUGAUGGCCACAAACAGCCAGCACCUCAAGGUGUUUGAAUUGGAGUCCUGGAACUGUCAGAUCCUCCAAGGUCACUCAGAUAUUGUACUCAGUGUGUGCGUCCACCACAAAGACCACCUCAUUGCUUCAUCUUCAAAGGACAACAGCAUACGACUGUGGAAGAUGGAUGCCGACACAGGGAGGGUGAAGUGUGUGGCUGUAGGUCAAGGUCACACACAUGCUGUCAACACAAUGGCAUUCUCAUGGUUAAAUGCUAGAACGAUUGUGAGUGGUGGACAGGACAGUACAUUGAAAGUGUGGGACAUUCCGGACAAACUGGACAUUCAAACUGUUGUCAGUCUGCAUUCCAAGAUCACAGAGAAAGCUCACGACAAGGAUAUCAAUUCUAUUGCCAUGGCGCCCAAUGACAAAUUCAUAGCAUCUGGUUCUCAGGACAAAACUGUCAAGAUUUGGAACACAAGUGAUCUGUCUCUGCUUGGUGUGAUGAGGGGACACAAACGAGGGAUUUGGUGUCUACAGUUUUCACCUGUUGAUCAGUGUUUAGCAACAUCAUCAGCUGAUGGUACUAUCAAGAUUUGGUCGUUGUCUGACUUCUUGUGUGUGAAGACAUUUGAAGGACAUGACAGCUCGGUUUUGAGAGUGAUAUUUCUGAAUAGAGGGAUGCAACUGAUGUCUUGUGGGUCAGAUGGCCUCCUGAAACUCUGGACAAUAAAAAACAAUGAGUGUGUGAAGACCUUUGAUGAACAUGAUAAUAAGAUUUGGGCACUAUGUAGUAACAAACAGGAAAACCAAAUUAUCACCGGAGGAGCAGAUUCUACUGUCAUCGUUUGGAAGGAUGUCACACAGGAGGAGAAAGAUGGAGAGCGUGAAAAGCAGGAAGAGUUCAUAUUACAAGAACAAACUCUAUCAAACCUGAUCCAACAGAAAAAGUUCCUUAAAGCCAUUAUGCUUGCCAUCAAACUGGAGCAGCCAUUCCGAGUCCUCAAAAUAAUGAAAGAAAUUCUGAUGGAAAACAAGGGAGAAGAAGAUCUAAAGAUAACUCUGGAAAAACUGCGAAUGGAUCAGAUUGAUACAGUUCUGAGGUUUGCUGCCCAGUGGAACACCAACAGUCGGCACUGCCAUGAGGCCCAGCUGGUCGUGUCCUCUGUGCUUGAGAUCUACCCACAGGAGGAGCUGGCUGAGUUCCCUAACAUCAGAUCAACACUGGAGGGCCUUCUUCCAUACACAGAGCGUCACUUCCAGAGGAUGAAUCGUCUGUUGCAGCAGUCCCGGUUUGUGGAGUAUACUUGGCAGUGUAUGAGGACUGUUUCUGAUGAUGCACAACCAAGCCAAUCAAAAACCAUGGAAUUUGAAAAGUAUGGAGCAUUUAAAGAGUGUGGAGUCAUUGAAGUAGAACCAAAGAAUGAAUCCAUUAUGGACAACAGUGAUUCUGGUGUGGACAAUGAUGAUAGUUUUGAAAAUGAUAUUUCAUUAGAUAGUGAUGAGGAGGAGGAGGAGGAAAGAGAGGAUAAUUCUAAUGAUGAUGAAAAUGACAAUGACAGUUCUGACAGUAGUGGUGAGAACAAUGAGAAUGUAAAACUUGUGAAACAAAAACCUAAAACUACAAAGGAACCUGUGAAAAGUGGCAAGAAGAAAAUGAAACAUCCAGCGGAAGUAGGUGUAAAAAUUGAACACCAACUGAAGAGAAAGACAGCAAAAGUGACAGACAAAUUUGAAAUGACUCAUAAUGAAAAGAAAAGCAACCAGAAGGGAAAAAGAAAAAUAUCAGGUGCUUUUAAAAAAGUAAAAAGUAAAAAACAGAGGUAACAAACCAACAUAAAUAAUUACAAUGUGUUUAAUUAAUUUCAAUACUGUUAUUGUUGAUAUGCAGCAAAAUGUAUUAUUAAAAUUUACAGAAGAAUA
This is a messenger RNA of Pecten maximus, 3000 nucleotides long. Its product is annotated as transducin beta-like protein 3. The record is from RefSeq and is a predicted model, not a curated record. Gene Ontology annotation, molecular function: cytokine receptor binding; U3 snoRNA binding. Gene Ontology annotation, cellular component: small-subunit processome; extracellular region; 90S preribosome. Gene Ontology annotation, biological process: endonucleolytic cleavage to generate mature 5'-end of SSU-rRNA from (SSU-rRNA, 5.8S rRNA, LSU-rRNA); defense response; endonucleolytic cleavage in 5'-ETS of tricistronic rRNA transcript (SSU-rRNA, 5.8S rRNA, LSU-rRNA). Lineage: Eukaryota; Metazoa; Mollusca; Bivalvia; Pectinida; Pectinidae. Bases 67 to 2904 code for a protein of 945 amino acids. The transcript is spliced from 24 exons.